Molecule: messenger RNA, 1861 nt
Organism: Lagenorhynchus albirostris (white-beaked dolphin)
Lineage: Eukaryota; Metazoa; Chordata; Mammalia; Artiodactyla; Delphinidae
Gene: MYPOP
Product: Myb related transcription factor, partner of profilin
Exons: 3
Coding region: 89-1285 (398 amino acids)
Biological process (GO): regulation of transcription by RNA polymerase II
Cellular component (GO): nucleus
Molecular function (GO): DNA-binding transcription factor activity, RNA polymerase II-specific; RNA polymerase II cis-regulatory region sequence-specific DNA binding
Source: RefSeq, a predicted model, not a curated record
UUGACCGACGGGCAGGCGGGGGCUGCGGCGGCGCCGCGCCGGCGCCCCCCAUGCGCCAGGCGGCCGGACGGCGGCGUCGGGGGGCGCCAUGGCCUCGGCGGCGGCGGGCGAAGCGGAAGAGACCACCCGGCUGCGCAAGCCGCGCUUCUCGUUCGAAGAGAACCAGAUCCUGAUCCGUGAGGUACGCGCCCACUACCCGCAGCUCUACGGCGCUCAGAGCCGUCGGGUGAGCGUGGCCGAGCGGCGGCGUGUGUGGGACGGCAUUGCCGCCAAGAUCAACGGCAUCACCAGCUGGAAGCGCACUGGCCAGGAGGUGCAGAAGCGCUGGAACGACUUCAAGCGCCGCACCAAGGAGAAGCUGGCUCGCGUGCCGCACUCCACACAGGGCACCGGGCCUGCCGCCGAGGACGCCUUCUCCGCCGAGGAGGAGACCAUUUUUGCCAUCCUGGGGCCGGGUGUGGCGGGGCCAGGAGCUGGUGCAGGGGCAGAGCAGCCCUCCGCGGCCGCCUCUUCACAGCCACCGGCCCCAAGCGCCUGCGCCCAACGCUGUGUGUUGUCUGAGGACCGCAAGGAGGACCGACGGGCAGAUACACCAGCCCACAGCAAGGGGGGCUCGAGCAGCCCGGAGCCUUGGGCCAGACCCUCCUGCAAUCCUCAGGAAGGGGGCUGCCCGGCACCCAAGGAGCGUGAGUCCCCGCCCCCUCCGGCCCUGCAGACCAUCCAGCUGCCCCGCCUGGCCUUGUCUCCACCCCCCCCAGCCCCUCCGCUGCCACCACCCCCCGAGCCACCGCAACAGGUCCAAGUGGCACCCUCGCCUUCCAGCUCCCCCUCCCCUCCACUGCCUCCACCCUCGGCCCCAGACCCCUCCCUGGACUUCCUGCGGGCCCAGCAGGAGACUGCCAACGCCAUCCGGGAGCUGGCCGGCACCCUUCGCCAGGGACUAGCCCAACUGAGCGAGGCCCUCAGCGCCCUGCUGCCCCUUCUGCCCGGAACCCCCGCUGACCCACUGCCCCCGCCCCCGCCCCCACCCCCACCUCCACCGCCCAGGCCUGUCUUGUCCCCCCCCUCCCCCAAGGUGGAGGUCACCCCAGAGCCUGUGUCCGUGGUGGCUGCAGUCGUGGACGGGGCUGUGGUGGCAGCCAGGGGGGUGAUCAUUGCCCCUAGGAGCGAGGAGGGGGCCCCCCGGCCGCCGCCCGCCCCACUCCCUCCCCAUGACUCCCCACCACACAAAAGGAGGAAAAGUUUCCCUACACGGAAGAGGCGGGGGCGGUGGAAAUCUCCGUGACAUCUGCCGUGGGGUUCAAGCUUGUCUGCGCACCUUCUGCCUGCACCUCCUCCCCCCAGCUUAGCCCAGUGGAGGAGGGCAAUGCACUUUCCCCAUCCCAGCUGCACCCGGGCUCCCUGCUGCGGGGCACGAGCACCCCACUCCCUGUACUAGUUAGUGCCUGAUUCUGGGGGGCCUCCUUGAUGGGCCCCCCAGCCCUUAUCAGUACAGCGCUGUCUGCCUGGCUGCUUUCCUUAACCCUGACUUCUAAGCCAUGGAUUUUACGUUAUUUAUUAUUGCCCUUCGUGGGUUGCGGAGGGAACCUGCACAUCCCCCUCCCUUAACAGAACUCCUGGCCUUGACUUGAAGACAACUGACCCACUUCCCCUACCCAGACUUUGGAGCGGGUGGGAGUUUCAAGACAAGUCAGAAAAUGGAUGCAGAGGCUAUUGCAGUCUGUACCCUAGGGGCGGAUGGAGUUCUCAAUGGUGUAGGUUGAGCCUUCUGCCUCCCGUUGCAGUCUCUGACCUCCAGAGCUCAACCCCCUCUGUCCUCCCCAGUGGUGACAAGAUAUCAAUAAACUUAUUUUUAAUAUAA